Messenger RNA from Brienomyrus brachyistius, 391 nucleotides. It is a transcript of the gene selenok, whose product is annotated as selenoprotein K. The transcript is spliced from 4 exons. Gene Ontology annotation, cellular component: Golgi apparatus; endoplasmic reticulum membrane. Lineage: Eukaryota; Metazoa; Chordata; Actinopteri; Osteoglossiformes; Mormyridae. The record is from RefSeq and is a predicted model, not a curated record. Gene Ontology annotation, biological process: endoplasmic reticulum calcium ion homeostasis; calcium ion transport.
ACACCCGCUCCGCGCAAUAUAACGUCAUGACGUACGUUACGCAAAACGUCUUUUGCGUAAUGACGAUUCAUUCGGAAGUGAGAGGCUGGGGCAGUACAUGCAAAACACAAAAAUGGUGUACGUGUCUAAUGGCCAGGUUUUGGAUAGCAGGUCCCGUUUCAGGUUAUCUUUUUGGACCGACCUCAUCUGGGGUGCUGUGGAGUUCAUCGGAUUGUUCUUCCAAACAAUCUUUCAGCCUCACCUGUCAAAGAAUAGGAGCUCCGGGUCUUACUCAAGAUUUGAUGAUGGCAGAGGUCCCCCAAGAUUCCCCGGGCCACGGCGAAUGGGAAGGAUAAGCUAUGGGGGCGGGCCUAGUGCCCCACCAAUGGGGGGAGGAGGAUGAGGAAGGUGA